AACAACUUAGGCUCGGCCGAGUCCAGUGCCAAGCGUCCGCCGGGUCGGAGGAGCCGCAGGCUGUCGGGGUCUGAGCCGCAGCUAAUGGGCUCCGACGUGCGGGACCUGAACGCGCUGCUGCCCGCCGUACCCUCGCUGGGGGGCGGCGGUGGCUGCGCCCUGCCAGUAAGCGGCGCGGCUCAAUGGGCUCCGGUGCUGGACUUCGCGCCCCCGGGCGCUUCGGCUUACGGUUCCUUGGGUGGUCCGGCCCCGCCGUCGGCCCCGCCGCCUCCGCCGCCCCCGCCGCCGCCCCACUCCUUCAUCAAACAGGAGCCCAGCUGGGGCGGCGCGGAGCCGCACGAGGAGCAAUGCUUGAGCGCCUUCACCGUGCACUUCUCCGGUCAGUUCACCGGCACCGCCGGAGCCUGCCGCUACGGGCCCUUCGGUCCUCCCCCGCCGAGCCAGGCGUCCUCGGGUCAGGCUAGGAUGUUCCCCAAUGCGCCCUACCUGCCCAGCUGCCUGGAGAGCCAGCCCGCUAUUCGCAACCAGGGAUACAGCACGGUCACCUUUGAUGGGACACCCAGCUAUGGCCACACGGCUUCGCACCACGCUGCGCAGUUCCCCAACCAUUCCUUCAAGCACGAGGACCCCAUGGGCCAGCAAGGCUCGCUGGGCGAGCAGCAGUACUCGGUGCCGCCUCCGGUCUAUGGCUGUCACACGCCCACCGACAGCUGCACGGGCAGCCAGGCUCUGCUGCUGAGGACGCCCUACAGCAGUGACAACUUGUACCAAAUGACUUCCCAGCUGGAAUGCAUGACCUGGAAUCAGAUGAACCUUGGAGCCACCUUAAAGGGCCAUGGCACAGGGUACGAGAGUGAGAGCCACACCACACCUAUCCUCUGUGGGGCUCAGUACAGAAUACAUACCCAUGGCGUGUUCCGAGGCAUUCAGGAUGUGCGGCGUGUGCCUGGAGUAGCCCCAACUCUUGUCCGGUCAGCAUCUGAAACCAGUGAGAAACGCCCCUUCAUGUGUGCUUAUCCGGGCUGCAAUAAGAGAUAUUUUAAGCUGUCCCACCUACAGAUGCACAGCCGGAAGCACACUGGUGAGAAACCCUACCAGUGUGACUUCAAGGACUGUGAGCGAAGGUUUUCUCGUUCAGACCAGCUCAAAAGACAUCAAAGGAGACAUACAGGUGUGAAACCAUUCCAGUGUAAAACUUGUCAGCGAAAGUUCUCCCGGUCCGACCACCUGAAGACCCACACCAGGACUCAUACAGGUAAAACAAGUGAGAAGCCCUUCAGCUGUCGGUGGCCCAGUUGUCAGAAAAAGUUUGCCCGGUCAGAUGAAUUAGUCCGUCAUCACAACAUGCACCAGAGAAACAUGACCAAACUCCAGCUGGCACUUUGAAGGGCGCAACUUGGGGACAGUUUGGUGUCCCAGGCAGGACUGUGUGUGAACUACUUUCAAAUCUGGUCUUUGAAGAAAGUGGCCCUUGACCUUCACCCAACCUCCAAGACAAGACACGACCGGUACCACUGGAUUCUACCAGGUUUGCCUAGAGGAGUUGAUCUCUGAUCUGCCAACUUGUAAUUGACUCACAGGCCUGGAAAAGUGGCUGACAAGUGUCUGGUUAGUUAACAGCCCAUGGCCCUUGGGUUUCGAUUCUCCAUUGUAAGAAAAAAACAAAGAAAACAUUGUUAAUAAGGUCCCCUUAACUUCCUCUUCUUCCUUUAUACUCAUUUUUACUAGAAAUGAAGUGAUGGCGCAAUUGCCAUCACAGGAUGUUUAUAGGUAGAAGAUGUGCAUGUGCGUCUGCUAACGUAAACUUUGUCAUGGUUGCCAUUUACUAACGGCUCUGGUAAGAAAUAAAUCAGAGAGGGAGGCAUUGAGGGGACAAGUCUCAUCUAACAUUGAAGUGGGCUGCUAACCUGGAAGGCAGGAUGUGAGUGCCACCAAGUGACAUUCAACACUCGAAAGUCAUGCAUUUCAAAUCACUGAACAAAGAAUUGGAACUAACCAGUACCUCUGUAUAGAAAUCGAGAAGAAUCUUACUGUUUUGUUAAUUCAAUGUUAAUAUUAACAUGAUGCUCUUAAGAAACCGUGUUUGAAGUCCUGAGAUUUUUGUGGGUUUGAUUUUUUUUUUUGACUUGUAAUUAGGCGCAUCUUUCUUUCUUUCCUUUCUUUCUUUCUUU
This is a messenger RNA of Dipodomys spectabilis (banner-tailed kangaroo rat), 2171 nucleotides long. RefSeq names its product WT1 transcription factor (gene Wt1). Lineage: Eukaryota; Metazoa; Chordata; Mammalia; Rodentia; Heteromyidae. Gene Ontology annotation, biological process: regulation of transcription by RNA polymerase II. Bases 85 to 1386 code for a protein of 433 amino acids. The record is from RefSeq and is a predicted model, not a curated record. Gene Ontology annotation, cellular component: nucleus. Gene Ontology annotation, molecular function: RNA polymerase II cis-regulatory region sequence-specific DNA binding; DNA-binding transcription factor activity, RNA polymerase II-specific. The transcript has 9 exons.